GCCCAAGUAGCACUGCGGCUAUGGAGGAUUCGAAACUCUUCCAGGAACUAGAACAAUCGAUUCAGGAUAAUCAAAAUUCACCUUCAUUUCAGGGUUCUAAUAAAGUUCUUCAUUUGGCUCUAUCGUAUUUAAAUGCCAACCGCCAAGAUGCUCAUUGGGUUUGUAAAUCGCACUUGAAGAUUGCUGUACGGGAAUGCUUUUUUCUAUUUUCUUUUCAGGAUGAAAAUGAUUUUUUGACGUGGUUUAAAAAACACUUGGACGAACGACUCCAAGUUUGCCCUUCCUGCAUAUUAAGCUAUCAUCAAUUAAUUGAAGAAUUCAAGACUUUAUGCCUUAAUAUUUUCCAUUUUGAUCCAAACACUCUCGCUAUAGUGCUUGAGAAGAUAUUUCAAUGGGAUGUUUCCAGACUAAUGAAGGUUUUACAAAGUAUUCCUAAGAUUGACUCUAGUGCCUCUUCCAAACCUAUUUUGUGUGCUUUUUAUGAAAUUCUAUAUAAUGUAGAAUUUUUAAAGAAUGAAACCCUUUUCACGUUGUUUCGAAAGAGGUUCUUGGAGGCUGGAUUUCUUCGACUAUCUAAAAAGUUGGUUCCAGGUGUUGUGUACCUUUUAUUUUCUGAUGAUGACGCCUUACGGAAAUGGGCGUUCGGUAUUCUCAGCGGUUGUGAAGUAAUCCCCGCGAAUGAAUUUGUGAACCUCCAAGCACCAUUUCUUGAGGAAAUUCAUUCUUUAAGGAAAAGUACAUCCGACGACGUAUAUGUAAAGCGCUUUUUGAAUGCUUUUUCGGCUCUUUUGAAUAAUGUCUCAUUUGAUUAUUUUGAAUCCUUAGGAAAACAUGGAUUUGAACCAAUUUCCUUUAUCUUACGCGGGUUGGAGAAAGCACCGUUGAGUCAAUAUCCCUCUUUCUUAGAUUGUCUGCAUUCUUUAUUAAAAUGUUAUAAACUUAGGUUUUGGAAAGCUUCUAAACUUGAACCCUCUCAAGUUGUUACUUUGAUUUUUGAAAGCGAAGCUCAUCAACAUUGGGUAGAACAAAUGAUAAAGCAAAAUAAAGAUUGCAAUAGCAAGAUUUUGGAUUGGACCAUACCCUUUCUCAACUCGAUUUCUUUAGAAAAACACCUACCUGCUGUACAAAUGUUGCUUGAAAAGUGCAAUGUACUUUUUACAAUAUCUGAAGGAAUCACGUAUAUGAAUAAUCCCAUUUUCAAAUGUAUUUGUGAAAUUCAUUCUUUGCUUUUUAACGAAUACUUUCAGAUUAUAUCUCAUAGCGAAGAUUCACCAAAAGCAUAUGUGGAUUCCUUGCAUCUAACUGUAUGCUCGAAUUUCGAUCUCUUUUUUUCUAAUCUCAAAGAUUAUAUCAAUUCUUUUGAACAACCAUCGUUUAAGAAAGCUUUCGAAUAUCGCUUGAACAUCGAUGUUUAUGCUUUAAGACAUAGUUAUCGAAAGUACGCUCAGAAGCGUAAUGAUGUAAACAUAAACUUGCAUCUUACUGAAAAGUCUGUAUCAACUUUUUGGAGAAAAUUACUUUCUCUCCUCGUCGAACAAAGUCAAACCUUGGCUUGUUCUAUUUUCCGAUGCAUUUCAUCUCUUCAUCUUAUAGACAAACUUGAUCCACCGAAGACUGAUGAUGCCUUUUUGUCUGCUUAUAAUAAAGCACUAGACUCGUUUUGCCAGUUUUUGUCUGACAUGUUGAUGAUAAUUCAACGUUGGAGUCUUUCAUCUUUAAAAUCUUUUUUGGAAAAUCCUCACGUUUUUUCUGCGCUAAUAGGAUUCCUUUUUUCUCCAAUUUCUGAAUUUUCAAAUAAUGCAUGGACUAUAAUUAAUCUGUCAACUGAUACUGAAAGCAUAGGUGAAGCCAUAGACAAGUUGCUAAAAUAUCGGUUUUCGGAUUCACUUAGAGCGCUCUCAGGUAUUUAUUUACAAUGGGUUAAAUAUAGGGCGUUUAGCAGUGUUAAGCGGCUGGUUUAUCAAGGAAAAACGAUCAUCACACAUCUUUUCCACCCAUUAGAUGGAAUGUUACAUGGUACUAGCAUAUCGUUCAAAGAUGAAGAUAACUGUGAUGCCUUGAAAACAUAUUGGGAUAAUUUAUGGAAGUUUCUUGCUCAUUUUUUUAUUGCUUUACCAAGUUGGCCAGUAAAACAUGAAAAAGAAGUUCUCGUUGACAUAAUGCAUGUUUCUUUAGACUGUUGUCAAAUGCUUUUAAAAAGCUUUCAUCAGGUCUCCGAAUUUAUAGCUGGCAUCAAUAUUUCUGUCUCCAAUUCCAAACCAGAAGAUAGCGACGUUUCUAAGAAAGCAUUAGCUAAUUCAGUUCUUAACUCCCUAAUAACACUUUCCUAUUGGCUUAAAUUGAACGAUUCGAGUUUAUUAUCUUCAGUUGUCAGAAUUAUUUGUGCUAUGCUGAAAUUAUUCAAUAACUUGUCUUUGCCAAUUAAUCAAAAUACUGUUGAUAUGAUUCAAAAGUCUUCUGCAGCACGAGAUGGGUCUACGAUCCUUACUUUAUCCGAACGGGAAGAUUUGUUUCUUGCAAUUUCACCUUAUUUACCUGAGCAUUUACAAACAAAGCCUUUCAGUUCAACUGCAGGCGAAACAUCAAAUUCAGAACAAGUGGCUUUGACGAGUCCGGAUGUCUAUGUGAUAGAUGAAGGACCGAAGCAACAAAGGAAACUCUCUUCUAAAUCUCAAGAAAGUGAUACUAAGGUUGUUUCCGCCAAUGAAGAUAAAGGGACAGCAAACCAUUUUACUCUUUCAUCAAAAACAUUGUCCCUGCUUGAUAAAGAGAAGGACGCAAUUGAAAAGCCACAACCCGCUCGUCGAAAUUAUAUUCAGAAGGUCGGCCCAAAAUCUGCUAACUUGACUAUCGGAGAAACUUCAGAGUUACAGUCACGCAGAACUUUGAAUAAGUUGGAUUCUGUAGCUCCAAAAAAGAAGCCUAUAGAACCUAAACGGAACUUACAAUUGACUUCAAAUGAUGCAGAAUCUUCCGAAUCAGAGUCAGAGUCAGAGUCAGAAUCCGAUUCAAAUAAUAAGGAAAAUGAAAAUAAUGGGCUUUUCUCUUUAAUGCGUGAUGUCUCUAAUCAGAAUAAAUCAAAUGCUCCACGUCGUCAAGUACAACUUUUGGAUAUAAAUUCCUUGAAGACUAAUAAUGUCGUACAUCCUGCACAGCGUCACAGGGAAGCUCAUCAGAGUAUUUAUACCUCUCGGCUUCGUUUAUUUCCAGAUGUUCAAAGUUUUUAUAAAAUUCUUUUAAGCUGGAAUCCAAUUCUCCAAUCUGAUACAACUGUCGAUGAAAAAAAUUUGAGAUGUCGAAGUAUUGAAAUUGCUUACUCUUCUCCAGAUACUUACGAGAAAACCUUUAUGCCGUUUUUAUUCAAUGAAUGUUGGGCUCAAAUUCGCGGAGCUAUUGAGGAAGAUCAAUAUACUCCGUUAGAAUUGACAAUGAAUACUCGUACCACUGUUGAUAACUUUGUUGAGCUAGGUUUUUCCUCCAGAACAAUCACUGAAUUACAGUAUCUCAGCGAUACUGACAUAUGCGUAUUAUCCAAGUCAAAAAAACCUAGCUCACCAGAAAAAAAAGAGCCGUCAACUCUUGCUAAAAUUCAGUCUCUAACUAGGAAGAAAGAAUCAAUCGAUAUUUUUGUUCGUGUUAAUUCUGAUGCAAAAACGCUACAAGAAAUGAUUCCUGGUGCCAAGUUUUACUUACAGAAACUUUUUAGUGCGACCACCAGUUUGCGCGAAUACUCCGCAUUGAAGUCACUUCCAUUUGUUAAUCUUUCCAGCGAUAUUUUACAUGCCAGAAUUAGCAAACACUCGGAGUAUGCUAAUAGUGAAGGCCUAAAAAAAAUUGUGAAAUCAUAUGGAGUUAAUGAGCCUCAAGCUAAAGCAAUUAACGCAGCUUCUAGUAAUGAUGGAUUUACACUUGUGCAGGGUCCUCCUGGUACAGGAAAAACAAAAACUAUUUUAGGUAUGAUUGGUGCGAUAUUGACUUCCAAAGGUCAGGGUUUACGGUUUGCUGCCCCUGGGCAGUCAAAUCCCAUUCAACAAAAUCAGAAAAAUAGGGUUUUGAUCUGUGCUCCUAGUAAUGCUGCAAUAGACGAAAUUUUAUUGCGUUUAAAAGAUGGCGUAUACGACCAUGAAGGAAUAAAGUUUAUGCCUAAAGUAAUUCGAAUAGGUUUCACAGAGUCAAUUAAUGUUCAUGCUAAGGAAUUUACACUAGAAGAACAGAUGGUUAAGCAAAUGGAAAUUACAAAUUUAAAGAAGCAUGAAAAUUCUUCUGAUGCCGGCGAAGUCAGAAAAAAACAUGACGCUAUUCUUUUGGAACGUAACAAGUUAAGAGAAAAUAUUGAUUUAACUCGCCAAGCUGGUAAGGAUAGCUCCUCUUUGGAAUUAAGGCUCAGAGAAAUUACACGUCAAAAAAAUUCCCUUGAACAAAGUUUAGACGAAAUGCGCAGCACGCAACAAAAUGCCAACAGGAGUAUGGAUUUAGCGAAAAAGCAAAUACAAAAUCAACUUCUUCAGGAUGCUGAUGUAGUUUGUGCAACUUUGUCUGCUAGCGGUCAUGAGACGUUGCUAAAUGCCAAUAUAAGUUUCCCGACUGUAAUCAUAGAUGAAGCUGCUCAAGCAGUCGAGCUUAGCUCUCUUAUCCCUUUGAAAUAUGAUUGCAAACGUUGUAUUAUGGUCGGUGAUCCGAACCAGUUACCACCAACUGUGCUGUCGAAGUCUGCUUCAAAAAACGGUUAUGAUCAGUCACUUUAUGUCCGGAUGUUUAAAAAGAAUCCAAGUAAUGCCUAUCUUUUAAGCAUCCAAUACCGAAUGCACCCAGAAAUUAGCAAAUUUCCCAGUCAUUACUUUUACCAAUCGAAGCUAAUUGAUGGACCAAAUAUGGUUUCUGUUGCAGAUCGACCAUGGCAUCAUGAUGCUCUAUUUGGUGUUUAUCGUUUUUUUAACGUGCAAGGUAAAGAAUCUGUUUCAAAAUCUAAAUCAUUGUAUAAUACUGAUGAAGCAUCAUUUGUUCUUUUAUUAUAUGAAAAACUUUCACAAAACUUUAUCAAUAUUGACUUUGAAGGAAAGAUUGGUAUUGUUACUCCUUAUCGAAGCCAAGUCCAAGAACUUCGCUACCAAUUUCAGAAAAAAUUUGGAUCAAUUAUUUUUAAGUACUUGGACAUACAUACAGUUGAUGGUUUUCAAGGACAAGAAAAGGACAUUAUCAUCUUCUCUUGCGUCAGGAGUUCCAUGGGAAAUGGUAUAGGAUUUUUACAAGACGUACGUCGUUUGAACGUUGCUUUAACUAGAGCAAGGUCUUCAUUGUACAUUGUGGGCAGUACUGAACCUUUACUGCAAAAUGAAGUCUUUCGUAACUUGAUUGAGGACGCCAAAGCGAGGAAAUGUUGGAUGGGUGUUAGUUUUGAACGACUAUUGCAUUGGAAAUCUGAUACGAAAAAACUAAAGUCAAUUAAGGAACAGCAUAAAUUGGAUGAUAACUUAGUAAAGGAAGAAUCGGAUACUUUACCACGUAAUGAGCGCUCACCAUCGUUAACUCCUUUCUCAGAACCGAAACACGAAGUUCUAAAUGCGCAGGCCUCUCCAGAUAUGAAUGAUCAUAAUAAAGAUACAAAAGAAAUUAGACCUUCCGGCGACAUAGAAAAUUCAGAUAUGAUCAAUUCAAAAAAGCUUAAGAAGCCUUUUAAGGAAAAGAAGGACGAGGAAAAACAGAAAGAGACUGCUGGCUCGAGUAUUUUACAGAAAAAACGUGAAAACAGUUUUAGUGAUUCGACUGAUAGUAAGAAAAUAAAAAAAUCGAAGGAAGAAAAAAAGCAACACGAAGAUAAAAGAUCUUCUAAAAAGUCAAAGAAACCGAAAUCUAAGUUGGCUCUGGCGGCUUUGGAGCAAGGUUUUCGCCCGCCAAGUUGAUUCGAAGAAUAUAAAUUUUAAAUAUAUUCGUGGUUCAUCUGCCAGCUACGGCUUAGCUCUUUACCCCUUGGCUAUCUUGCUAAUCCACUUUAUCUUCUUAUGUUUCAAUUAUUCCUAAUCGUUUAACAGAGUUAUGUAUACAGUGAUAUAAUCUUUGGGGACGCGCUAUUGGGUUUGGAGUUACCCAUGUUUUAUUAGUUUUCUGAUGCUUAUAUUAAAGCGGUUUUUACAGUUCUCUCCUUUUUGUGUGUGUGUGUUUCGUAUCUUACUUCCGGUCUGUUGUAAUUUAUGUGACAGAAGAAGCCUUCAAAGAGCAAUAAAAGAAUGAAAGGCGAUGGUAACAACAUUAUAGCAGAUCUAAAUUAUUUAAAAAGUUUGAUGGAAAAAUCAGCUUAUAUCUAGUAUCAUCUAGUAUCGAUUGUGAAUGUUCGGGGCUAUUAGGCAUAACUAACUUGGAACCGAAGACCUUAGUUCGUUUAUAAAAUUAUUUGAGUCUUCUCGAGAAAGCACCUUAAAACACGCGAUUUCUUUCAUUGCCAUGGAUGGAUCAGCUUCAUGCAUUCCAUGCACAAUUAACCCAGAAAUGCACUCCUGAGUAUUCAAAGAGUUUAUUUGAUGGAGACAUCAAGUUUGAAUUUUCUCGUACGAAUGGUUUUCCUUUUUUUUUAAGAAAACUUGACUGGAGUGUACCUUAUCUAAGACUGAAGAAUCAUUUCUCGUGAAAAAGGUUUGGAAAUCAAUUGCAUCAAAAUCAAAAUUGAUAUCUCUUGAUAUUACUGCAUUUUGGUUAGAGCAACUAGAGCUCGUAUUAGAAAAUGGUUAUCUUAUUCAUCGUCCAUGGAUGGCGCUAAUUUUUUGUUACGACAGAAACCUCACGCGUUGUGGGAAUGUUUUUAAAGUGGAAAUAACAGGUACAGUUGUAGGAUUGUACAUUGAAAUGAACGAUGUGAUAUUACAUGAAAGGAUACUAAAUCCGUCCAAGAAUUUGGUAAAACAAAUCGAUAAAUGGAAAAACAAUCUUAUUCAGCCAGACCAGUUGAAUCCUACAAUCUCAAGAUUUCGACUAGACUAAUGCUACAUAUAUUUAUUUCAAUGUAGUAAACAUGAUCUAUUCUUUGUCUCAUAAGUUUCUAUUUGAGUUGAGUAAUCGCUGAUUCCACAUUGUUUUUACAUAUAGAAUAGAUAGUAAUUCUUUAUAGUUAUUACCGUGAUUAUAGCGAAAAUUAUAAAAACAGGAUCCUGAUAUGACACCUCCCGCAAUAAAUGGACGCUGUGAAAAGAUAGAGAUGCUAUAUUGAGCGAUGAAGAUGACUAGUGAUCACUUACAUUUUUAGCAUGUGGAUUAACAUCUCUCCAUCUUUCAAUUGAGUUCUGUCAAAAUCAUUACCGAAACGCCACAAUUCUAAGUCACGGGCACUGUCUUUAUAUGCUUCAUUCUUGAUAAAGUUUCCACUUCUUAUUAACCCCAACUUUGUGGUAUAAUCCAGCCAGCAGUUGCAGAUUAGAGAAACAUCAUCAGAAAUAGCGGUAAGGGGCCGCCCGUUUUGACUUGUUUCUUCAUCAGGGCCAUUUUCUAUAUUAUAUAGCUCUAAUAUAG
Schizosaccharomyces cryophilus OY26 is the source of this 7497-nucleotide messenger RNA. RefSeq lists its product as uncharacterized. The transcript has a single exon. Gene Ontology annotation, biological process: termination of RNA polymerase II transcription. The record is from RefSeq and is a predicted model, not a curated record. NCBI's taxonomy places the organism in Eukaryota, Fungi, Ascomycota, Schizosaccharomycetes, Schizosaccharomycetales, Schizosaccharomycetaceae. Gene Ontology annotation, molecular function: transcription termination site sequence-specific DNA binding; helicase activity. Gene Ontology annotation, cellular component: nuclear body. Bases 21 to 5900 code for a protein of 1959 amino acids.